GCCAUGUCAUUAAUCUUGUUAGCCAUGUCAUCAUUUUUUUUGUAAAAAUGAUUGUAGAUAGAACAUGUGGCAAAAUCACUUCGUAAAUAUAGUCUAGGGAUAUAUAAAACAAUCGAAUAUCACAAGAUAUAUAUAUUUUUUUUUAUAAAAUAUAAAUAUAUGUGAUUGUAGUAAUAACCAAACUAAUGACGAAUAACAAUCACUGAUAAAGAAAAAAAAAUCAAAAAUAUACUGAAUCUUUCAGUUUGUAUUUUUUAGUAUCACUUUAUUUUGAAGAACAUAAUAUUGGGUUUCACCAAAUAGAAUCUAACACUCCCCUACUUACGAUAUGUAUUUGAUGUAUAAAGAAAUGAGUCGCUCCAAGAACCAAGAUUAUGACCCAAGUCAAGCUCUCUCUCUCUCUCUCUCUCAUCUACUUUAAAGACAGUACUCAACUUUAAAGACAGUCUCUUAAGUCUCUUUCCAUCACGACCAAGCUGAGAAAGAGAAAGCAACAAAGAGAAAAAGAAGAAGAAGAGAAAGCUUCAAUACCAAAUUUCUUUAAUAAAUCUGGCCUUUGGGCUGUCUCCUUAUUAAGUAAUUUGUAUUUCUUAGAAUGUCUUUGACAAUGGAUGAUGAUGGUGUAGAAGCACCAAGAGGAAGAAGCAGAAGAAGAAACAGCUUAUUAAGUAAACAACUCGCUGUAGCUGUAAAAAGUGUUCAGUGGAGCUACGCAAUCUUCUGGUCCUCUUCACCAACUCAAUCUGGGGUUUUGGAGUGGGGAGAAGGAUGUUACAAUGGAGAAAUGAAGAAGAGGAAGAAGAGAUACGAAGUUCAUUAUAAACAUGUGUUGCAGAGAAGCAACCAACUUAGGAAACUUUAUCUGUGUAUGCGUGAAGGAGACAGUACUAAUACUAUUAGUACUACUCAUGAUGAUGGUUAUCACAACUGUAACAAUACAACAAGUAUGCUGCUGUCACCAGAUGACCUCUCAGAUGAAGAGUGGUACUAUGUAGUCUCCAUGUCCUAUGUCUUCUCUCCUUCGCAAUGUUUGCCAGGAAGAGCUUUGGCCACGGGUGAGACCAUAUGGCUUUGCAACGCUCAGUACGCGGAUAGCAAACUCUUCUCUCGUUCUUUGUUAGCAAGAAGCGCAUCAAUUCAGACUGUUGUGUGUUUCCCUUACUUGGGCGGUGUGAUUGAGCUUGGCGUCACCGAAUUGAUUUCAGAGGAUCCUAGCCUGCUUCAACACAUCAAAUCUUGCUUGUUGGAGACAUCGAAGCCCGAUUGCCCUUCUAACAACUUCUCUGCUCACCAAUACAAUGCUGAUGAUGAUAAGAAGAAUCAAAUGAAAAUUAAGAUAAGUGAAGUAAACUCGGCACUCCAAGAAAACCCACAGAUUCAGUUUGGUAUUUCUGAUCUCAUGUUGGAUGAAGACUUGCAUUACAAGAGAACUGUCUCAACACUACUCAAAUACGCUGCUGAUAAAUCAAAAAUGAAGAACAGUCAUCAUCGUCAACCCGAACUUGUUUCUUCUAAUUCUGGCUCUAGUUUCUUGCGGUGGAAGCAACCAAGCUCAAAUCUUCUUCUGAAACAUAGCAAUUCACAGAACGUGCUGCGGAAGAUAUUGCAUGACGUACCUUUGAUGCACUCCGUAGACACAAAGAGACUGUCCACAAAUAAGAUGUUUGGUCUGAAUCAAGAUGAUCCUUCGGUUAAAAGAAAAGAGAACGAAAAGUUCAGUGUCCUUAGAGCUAUGGUUCCCACUGUCAACGAGGUUGAUAAAGAAGAGAUACUGAACAACACAAUCAAGUACUUGCAAGAACUAGAGGAAAGAGUAGAAGAGCUAGAAUCUUGUAUGGGAUCUGUUAACUUCGUAGGGAAACAAAGAAAGACGAAAAAGAGCCUUAACGACUCUGUGUUAAUCGAGGAGACAUCAGGGAACUACGACGACAGCACGAAGAUCGAUGGAAACUCAGGAGAAACCGAACAAGCUGUCACUGUAUUGAGAGAUGAGACACAUUUUAGAGUUAAACUGAAAGAAACAGAAGUUGUGAUGGAAGUAAGAUGUUCUUACAGAGACUACAUUGUUGCGGACAUCAUGGAGACUCUGAGCAAACUUCACAUGGAUGCUUUCUCUGUCAGAUCUCAUACACUUAAUGGGUUCCUCACACUUAAUCUCAAGGCAAAGUUGCGUGAGGCUGCAGUUGCCUCAGUAGGGAUGAUUAAGCGAGAGCUGAGGAGAGUAAUUGGAAGGCCUGUGUAUUAUGUGUUGUUACAAUGUGGGACAAAGGAGUACCGAAGCAAAUUGUCAAAAGGUCAUAAUGACAACGCAUUGUGGAACCAAAAGUUUGUAUUCGAUUUCCCAAUGUCUCAAUGGAAGAAGCUGACACAUAUCAAAUUUAGAACCAUGGACAAAGAGCUUUUCAAAGAUGGUGGAUUUGUAGGUGAAACCAUAAUUGAUCUUAAAGGGAUAAUAACCGAAGGAGGUGACAGAGGAUACAUGGAAGUUAAGCCAGCUCCAUACAAUGUUGUUCUUGACGAUGAUACUUUUAAAGGCGUCUUAAAACUCGGAUUCAGAUUCACUGCAGCGGAUAAAUUGCGGAGGAAGGCAUGGGAACAGAAGAUAGAGGGCAAAAACAGUGAAGAAGCAAUGAAUUCUACAACUCUGACUCUGAUGAAAGUCCCUUUGGUACGGUUUCUCCUGUACUGCUUCCAGAAAACAACCAAAUAUCAACUAAAAGAUAACUAAAAUGAUUUAAGAGGGUUAGCAUUAAACCUCUUUUCUUUAUCAAAUCUAUUUUUUUUCAGAAUUGCAUAAUAUGUAUAACCCGAUUCCACAUCCAUCAAGUAUAUUUAAUUUCUGAGUUUGUGCAAACAUUUUAGGUUCACAGCUGCAUGGGCAAGUAUGCAAGGUCUCAUCAUCUCAUCAAUGCACAACUUCUUUUUUGUUUCGUCGACUAUAAGCAAUGUUCUAUUCGUAGCUAGGGUUUCUCAAUCAAUCCUUUCAUGGUAUCGUGAUGGGCAAUAAUAAGAAACUUUCCAUGACUUUAAUUUUUUCACCUUCAACCUUUAAUGUAAUAAAUGGACAUGCAUGCAUUUAUAAUUUUCGAAGUAACAUUUCCUUACUUUCAUUUAAUUUCUCAGCCAGUCCUAAAAACCUUUUUCUGAAUUAUUAUUUUCUUUAAGUUACGUUUUUUGCUUAAGUAUUUUAGGCUAUAAUUGAUCUAAACAAAACACAUUGUUGUUUUGAAAAAAUAUAACAAACACACAGACACAGGUUUGAAUUAAUAAUUUAACUUUUUACGUAUAUUUUUUUGAACUAAUUUGAUGCAUUAAAUUAAAUGUAACUGAUAUGGUUUUUGGGCCAUAGAGUUUGUUACAAGUUUGAUGGAAACCAUAUAUUACAAAUGUUGUAAUACGUCUAUUUUUAUUUUUUUUUGUAUAUAAUUUCUUCUUCUUCUGAAUACGUUAGAUAUGCUAAAUAAACCACUACAAAUAAAUUAUAGCAGGUAUGUUUGAAUUUGAAAGUAGUUAAUAUUGUUUAAUACCAUAGUAUAUAUAAAAUAAUAACACAGAAAUUAAAUAUAUGAAUACAUAUGCGGGAUUUGUUACGACGAGAAAAUGGGACGCACGUCUGUCUCACGCACGAACCAUGCAAUAUACUCCAUAUACUUUCUCAUCUCCAUUACACUAAGUUAUCAUGUGCUAAAUUAUUACAGGUAUAUUAUUCAAAGUGAAAUAAUAAUAUAAGAUAGUCAUCUAUUAUGAGUUGCAGUUAAUCGUGUACACUACAUGGGGAUUAAGCUAAACUCCAACCAUGUGAUAAUUGGUCAAAAAGAUAAACGGUUGACACAAAGAUAAAAUAAAAUUUUCAAUAGAGGCGUUACAAGACCGACCAUCGAUUAAUUUAAAAUAAUACUUAUAAUCAUAUACGUUGAACAUUCACUCGUAUCCCAUCUAAAAUCAAGAUCUUUUCAUAAAAUUAAAAAUUUCAACAAAUUAAUCAGUAUCAAAUUUUUAAUUCUUACUUAAACAAUCCUGGUUUUAACAAAUACUUAUAAAUUUACGUUGAGAUCUCUAGCGAUGAAAUUAGGAUAAAGAUAUAUAUAUAUAUAUAUAUAUAGAUUAUUUUAUUUAUUUGGGAAACGAAAAAGAUAAAUAAAUCGUUGGUAAAUCUACAAUUAUUAAUAAAAAAACAAAUGAUCAAAUAAACAAUUAUAUUUUGAUUGAAAAUUAGUAUACUCCAUAUAUUAAGCCAACAAGAAAACAAUAUAAUAGUAGCAAAUAGACAAAUAGUUGAACAUCUCCUAAAGAGGUAUUUCCUCAUAAUAAUAACCACAACACUUGUUGAAGCCAAGGAAAAGCCAACCUUCAUCAUUGUCUGGAGCACAAGAUCAACCGUCCUUUUUCAUCCACAUUACUCUCUUUUUUUCUUCCGGUCACCGGCUUCUUCACCUGAAAAGUUCCACAAGAGAGAGAGGGUUUCAGAAUCAACGGGAGGGAAUUGAGUUUCCAACGUUCGUUUAAAUUUUGCUUUAAACGGUUCAAAACUUCAAAACGAAUUGCAGAAGAAGAAGCUUUAAAG
This is a messenger RNA of Brassica napus (rape), 4564 nucleotides long. RefSeq names its product transcription factor MYC1-like. The coding region runs from base 596 to 2728 and encodes 710 amino acids. The record is from RefSeq and is a predicted model, not a curated record. Gene Ontology annotation, molecular function: protein dimerization activity. Lineage: Eukaryota; Viridiplantae; Streptophyta; Magnoliopsida; Brassicales; Brassicaceae. The transcript is spliced from 12 exons.